This is a messenger RNA of Aspergillus caelatus, 624 nucleotides long. RefSeq lists its product as uncharacterized. Lineage: Eukaryota; Fungi; Ascomycota; Eurotiomycetes; Eurotiales; Aspergillaceae. The transcript has a single exon. The coding region runs from base 349 to 546 and encodes 65 amino acids. The record is from RefSeq and is a predicted model, not a curated record.
CUUAUUUUGUCGUGUUUGUUCUCUGACCGAAAUGGAAUGUUCGGUGCCUGAGUGGAGCAAAAGGAAGAAAAGGAGUCGGCAGAUUUCCCCAGAAUUUGGUUUCCUUUGAAUUGGGGAAUAAACUUCGGCUCCGUUUGGUUUGACGAUUCAUGGCUGUUUUAAUCUUUUUUCUCUCUGGCUUAGUCUCUUCUUUUCUGACCCUCGGAUCGCUGUUCUCCGCUUGGUUGAGUCGGGAAGGUUGCUUUUUUCCCCUCAGGACCUGUGAGAUGAUGUGUGCCUUAGAAUAGUGCCCCGCGGCCUUGAUGUCUGGGCAAUGGGAUCGUCGAAUAAGCGCCCCACGGACUGAAGAUGCGAUCGGUGGUUUUGGUCCCCGCUAAGGAAAAGCAUACAAGGUUCGGGUUUCAGCGACACCGCGCAACCAUCGGUGAAGCACCGUUUCCAAGCGAAGGCCCAUCAACACGGGAAGUUUCUCAUCCAACAACAUCCUUAAGGGGGCGACAAAAAAGAGGGGUAUUUGUUCCCCCGUCUCACAUUUCUGAGACAUGAUGCUCAGAUCGUGCUCUUUGCCUAUGACGCCAUACCCUCCCUCUCUCCCUUGAUGAUGAUAUGGAAAAGCAAUGGGAA